Populus trichocarpa (black cottonwood) is the source of this 1761-nucleotide messenger RNA. RefSeq names its product farnesylcysteine lyase. Gene Ontology annotation, biological process: prenylcysteine catabolic process; prenylated protein catabolic process. The coding region runs from base 58 to 1566 and encodes 502 amino acids. The transcript has 4 exons. The record is from RefSeq and is a predicted model, not a curated record. Lineage: Eukaryota; Viridiplantae; Streptophyta; Magnoliopsida; Malpighiales; Salicaceae. Gene Ontology annotation, molecular function: prenylcysteine oxidase activity.
CUUCGUUUGAGGUUGUCUUGAGCAAAGCUGGUGGUUAAAAAAAUAAGAAAAGAAGAAAUGGUUAUGUUGCCACUAAAAAUUAUCUUCUUACUCGCGAUCUUCGGCGGCCUCACAUUCCCACACACCUCCUCCUCCGCCACCACGUCAGCCGGAGGCGACGAUGCUACCGUAUGCAUCAUCGGCAGCGGAAUUGGCGGCUCUUCAGUCGCCCACUUCCUCCGCCAAUACACCACGAGCCACCAUCCGAAAAUCCUAAUCUUCGAAAGACACGCCAUCGUCGGCGGCCGGAUGGCCACCGUUACAAUCGGCGGCGACGCCUUCGAGGCCGGAGCUUCAAUUCUCCACCCCAAAAACUACCACGCCUCGAACUAUACUAAUUUGCUAAAUUUGACGGGGAAGAGACCAUCCAGUUCAGACAGUUCAAUUUCAUUGGGGAUUUGGGAUGGCAAUGGGUUUGUUGUUAAAACCCUAAAUGUGAAUUCAAAUUGGGGGAUUGUAAACAAGAUUGUGUCUUUUUUUAAUGGGAUUUAUUUGUUUAUGAGAUAUGGGUUUUCACUUGUAAAAAUGGAAGGGUUUGUUGAUGAGACAGUGAAUAAGUUUUUGAAGUAUUAUGAAGGAGUGGAAACAAGGCCUGUCUUUGAGAGUGUUGAGGAGAUGUUGAAGUGGGCUGGUUUGUUUAAUCUUACUGGAAAGAGUUUGAAGGAGGAGCUGGUUGAUGGUGUUAAAUUGGCUCCUUUGUUGAUUAAAGAAUUGGUCACUGUCAUUACACGAAUUAAUUAUGGUCAAAGUGUCAACAUCAGUGGACUUGCCGGAGCGGUUUCCUUGGCAGGAUCUGGUGGUGGUUUAUGGGCUGUUGAAGGAGGGAACUGGCAGAUGGCUGCUGGACUAAUUAAUAGUUCAGAUGUUGAACUGUAUCUCCAUGAAGAAAUUGAUUCCAUCUCUUAUCUUGGAGAAUAUUAUGAGCUCAACUCCACGAAAGGAAAUUCUUAUUCAUGUGAAGUUGCAGUGGUUGCUACACCACUAGAUGAAUCGAGUAUUCAAUUUUCACCUCCAGUUUCAGUUCCUGUGAGGCAAUUACAGCACACACAUGCAACUUUUGUGAGGGGCCUCGUAAAUCCUGUAUAUUUUGGCCUGAAAGCUGUUUCAGAAAUUCCAGAACUGGUGGCCACAAUAGAGGACCCUCGUCUUCCUUUCACAAGCAUUUCAAUUCUCAAGUGUUAUAAUGAGACAGAUAUGACAUACAAAAUAUUCUCUCGUCAAGCAAUGACUGAUGCAUUACUGGAUAGCAUCUUUAGUGUGAGGAAGGAGACCGUUCGAAUAAACUGGGGCGCUUACCCUCAUUACAAGGCUCCUGAAAGAUUCGCACCCUUUAUUUUGGAUGGUAAGCAUUUGUACUAUGUGAACGCUUUUGAGAAUGCAGCCAGCACCAUGGAGACUAGUGCUGUUGCAGCUGAAAAUAUAGCUCGACUCAUCCUGUCAAGAUUUUUUGGCAAGGAUUCCUCUUGUCCGUCAGAUUUAAAGAGAACCUCCUGUUCAAGUGCAGAGGCGUUGCAUUCAGAUAUGUGAUUCGUAUGGAUGACACUGAGAAUAUAAGGGUUUUUUCUUUUCUUUUUUGUGAAAUCAAGACCAUGAAAUAUAUGAACUUCUUGUAUUAUACAACAGAAUUUCCUUGAAGCCAUCAAAGCAGCUUAUUGAAUGUAUAAAUAUACAAAGCAAUGAUACUGUGUACAUGUUAUUGAUGAGUUAUUUUAUUUUAGUAGA